AAAUUAGAUAAAAAAAUUUAAUAAAAUCGUUAAGCAAAAAAAAAAAAAAAUGCAAAUUUUUUAUUAAAAUCACCUGUUAGUCGCAUUGCUAUUGAAUUGUAAAAUAAAUAUAAAAAAAAAAAAUAAAUAAAUAAAUAAUUAAAAUUUGCAAUGGCUGUGCAAAACCAAAGAUUAAUGAAAUCCUCUUUGGCUGAUAAUACGGUAACAACAACAACGACAACAACAACGCCAAUAACAACACAAACAACAUCAACAAGAAAUUCGAAUUCUACUACCGUGCCAUCAAUGACAAUGCCGCCAUCAUCAUCGUCGACAUCAUCACUGCCAGCGAAAACACUUCAAGCGACCCACACAUCUGCUCCAACACCAACCGCAUCACCGCAAAUAGCAACGCAUGCUACCAUAAAUGGUGGUCCGCGUGUAUCAUUCAAUCGCGAUGUUCAUGUCAAACGAAUCGGAAAGCGCAGCUCCGAUCAAACGAAUUACGAAACAACGAAUCUUCAGCCGCCGCAGAGCGUAACAGCAGCUAUACCUUCGUAUCAUCAAUUGCCACCAGUUGAUCUUUCAGCCGAAAGUAUACGUAAAGAAGCCGCACUUGUGUUAGCACAGGCCGAACGUCACAAGAGCACAGCCGAGAACGCUGAUAAUAUACCGACUUUUAGGGUAAGAACGAAACGUAGCGGAGAUCCCAAAAAGUUUCAUUCCCUGCCUACGCGUAAGAAACGAAAGCCAUUAGCACGCAGCAGUAGUGACGCCGCGGCUAAGAAAGCUGCCAAGAAACCUUCCAUUUUCAGUAUUUUUAAUCGUAAAAGUGAUACGCAAAUUAAUCAAGACGAGAGAGACCCGCGCUUCGAAGGAAGUGGUGGCCGCCAUCUUGUUAGAAGUAAAAGUGAUGUCAGCUCCUUGCCCAAUAAACCGAAGAAGCCCAAUUUAAAAGACUCGAAGACAACACAAAAUCAAUCAAGCCAUAAGACAGUUACGUCUCAAUUGACGCCAAUCAUAGAAAACGUAUCUAAUGAGGAUUUCUUUGAGGAACAAAUCGGCAAACGUGAGCGUCGUAAAUCUGAUGCCAUAACUGAUCGAGAAAAGAAUGAUAGUGCUCUAAAUAUUUCGCUUGACAAUUCUCUAACUCAGAAUACCGUAGAUGAUAAGCUAUUGGGUAAAAUUCCAAUAUCGGACGGUAUCAGGGAGAAGAUUUUAACAUUGCAAACCAAGUCUCAGGAAAACAUGCACAGCUCGCAAUUGCCGGCACAAAAAUUGCCGUUAACGAAAGGCAAGACUGUAAACGGUUUAGCCAAACGUUUGUCUAUGGAACGCUUCUCCCCACCGCCCCCUCUCACUGGACCGGCCUUUUCCUAUAUACGACCUAAUGAUGGCAUAACUUAUGCUCAGCUAGAACAUGAAGAUCAUGAUCUGCGUUUGGGUCAGAGAACAUUGCAAAAGAACCGGGACUACAGAUCACCGCGUCGCGACUAUAGAUCACCGUCCAGAGAGCGUUUCACGCCCGAUAGGGAAUUGCAUAAAACCCUUGGCAAUCGCAAAUCUUUGGAUCAAACCGAUUUUAUAACUAGUCAGAAUCAUAAAAUAUCACAUCGCAGCAAACAACAUUCGCCUAAUUAUAAUCCACACUCAGGUACUACUACCAUACAUAUAGGCGGUUCAUUUUCACCCUCGCCCUGGCAGCCGUUGAGUCCACGCAAUUUAAGCGAUGAAGACGAGGGCUUGGGCAUCGAAACACGUAAAUAUUACGAUGACGAUUUGCCAAAAAUUAGAAGCAAAUCACCGGCUGAACCGCCUAUAGUACCGAAAAUACGUAGCAUAACUCCGACACAAGAAAAUGGUUUCCAUACGCCCGAAAGAUACCUUUCACCUAGACGCGAAAUGACUCCGCCUCGUCAUCACGAUGACAUGGGUUAUCGUAGAGCACGUUUAGAAUCUCGUAUACUUAAUCGACGAUUUGGUGAAGUAGGUGGCUUUCAUAAUGCACGCGAACUUACCCCAAAUCGUCAUUUACAGCAAGAAGACCGAGAAGAGACUACUUACGAACAAUGUACAGUCGCUAAGCGCUACCUCAGCCCUGAACGAGAUAUUUUAAAGGAACAACGUUUUCAUAAACCUGAAGUUGAUGAAAUUUUAAAUAAAUACUCGCCCGAACGUUCUCACUUAGAUAUCAUAGCGCCGACGCCUGCGAAUCCAAGCAUUAGUACAUUACCGAAAUUGGAGAAGACUUCACGUUACAAGCACACCAAAUAUUAUGAUGACGGUCACGGUGGAGUUAAGGAAGUAUACGAACGUCAAACUCAAAUUGAUGCUGACGGUACACCUUAUGUGCGUGAGUCGAGACACCGGGAACGUUUGAAUUCUUAUAGCAACAAAGUUGUUAGAGAAUCUUCUCCAACAAAUGAGCGCCACUCGCAAAACGAUUAUGAACCUAAAUCGUUAGACUCACAGUUCACGGGCACUGAUCAAUAUCGCUCAUCGCCUGAAAACAUGAAACGUUACGAUAUCAAUACGGAACGUGUCAUAACACCUCAUCAAAGCAGCGAAGAUCGCUGGCAUAGUAGUUUAAAACGUGAUAAACUACAGCAGCGUAGUUUUGAUAAAGGGGACUCAGGUAUCGAAAAUGACUUCCGCAAGGAAUCAUUUAAUGGCGACUUACAAACGAGAUGGCGUAAACCUUCUACGGCCGAUGAUAUGAGAAGUUGUGAGAAUUUCCUAAAAAAAGAGCGUCGCCACUGUGAACAACAGAGACAAUGCAAAGAUGCGAUCGUUUACCGUGAACGUUCUAUUGAUGAUGGCUCUCAUUACGAUCCUCAUUUAGAUAAAUUUCCUAUGAGUAGAACAACAUUACGAAGACGAGAUCAACCAACACAAACGAUACCCGAGCAUGAACAGACGACUGUUACAACUCUUAAGCGCUCCAAAAAAUUGGGUGGUUUUGAGAAAGUCAAACAACUGUUUACCGGCGCGCAUGGUGAUAAAAAAGAUCCCGAACGAAAAAGUAACAGUAGCAGCACCAGUAGUAGCGCCGGCACACAACAAACAGUACGACCCAAAGAUAAAGACAGCAAAUAUAUGGUAAACGAGGAGGAAAUGCGUUUAAGAUAUCAAGAGCAUCGUGCUGCUGGCAAUGCCUUACGUUUACCAAGUGAGCACAAAAGAGAAUCAAAGGGCAUUGAUAUAUCAAUGCGUCGUCGGUUAUCGACACCCAAAGCUAGUCCGCUUCUUAUAAAACGUACCUCAUCGCCGAUAGAUAAAACCCAUAAAGAGUCAUCGUUAGCCAGCAAGCCAGAGAAAAUCAGUUGGUUUAAAUCUUUGGAUAGAAGAUCGAAAAGUAAAUCCAAGGAAAAGAUAAAUGUAACGGUAAAUGAACCAAACGAAACCCCAUCAAGUAGUAUGAAGCGUGCCAAGCCUUCGACAAGACAGCAAACCCCUAAUAAUACAACAACCAUAGCACCACAACCGGCCAAAAAUUUAAGAUUUUUUGGCGACACAGAUGUGGAUUCAAAUCCACCAACUAUCUCGAAGGCCAACACUGCGCAUAAAAGUCGUCCCGCUGUAACCGCAACACUGAAUCGGUCACAAAAAUUUUCUCAAAGCGCUUAUCAUUUAGAUCGCAUUGCUGGCGCAGAGGGAAGCCCGCAACGUCAAGAUUAUCGACAAGAUUUGGCUACAGCUUCAUUAGCUAAAAAUAGCGUAGCAGGGAGUCGUCUCAAAAGUACCUCAAUGAAUAAUUUAGAAAAUGGUCAUUGCGAUGAGGUAGAUUUUCGAAAAAAACGUCACUAUUCACGUUCACGUGAGCUUCACGAUAUCUCGGAGAGCGGUUCAGAAACCGAAGAUCAAAAUAAUAAGCGUCCAAAUGGCGGUUUAACCGGAUCGAAAACAUUGUCACGCGAUCGUUUAGAUCGUACACAUCGGUAUGACGAUCACACGUAUCGACGUAGCAAUGAACGUCAUGCUUUGGCGACAACGACAUCAUCGUCCGCUGCUAACGGUAACGGGGACACUAGUACUGGCUCCCAACAGCAUCAAUCCGGACGAAACAUGCCACCGUACUUGACGGGACCACCAAAGCCCGCACGCAGUACAGAAAGGCGUGCCAUGUCGUACUCAAGGGAACGAGAACGUUUUCCAGCUGAAAGUUCCGGUACAGAGGGUGAGUCCAGCUUACAUAGUCAACGUAGCGUUGUUUACUUGCAUGCUACAACCGUUGGUGCCAUACCACAGCCAUACCAUUUAAGGCGUCGUUCCAUUUCAAAAGACGAUUUACAAUCAAAUAAAACUAAAAGUCAACCACAAGCAUUGCAGCCUAUGACACGUACGGUAUCACGAUCCGUAUCGAUGUUGGCCCCUUGGAAACCGAAAUUAAUUAGUGAAGGCUACGAAAUUAAUUAUUCUCAGGAACAAAAGAAAGCAAUGACUACACUGCCACGUCAUUCGACGCAGCCAACGAAUUCGAAUGUCGGUAAUACUGUGACACGUCCCAAUAAGCGCCACGAUCCUGGGCGUACAAGACGUCAAGAGAUUAUUAAAGACGACGAGUCUUCAUUAAGAAAUUCUUCGACUACUAGUGCCUCGAAAUCGGCCCUAUCUACGAACUUAAGACGAAAACUCAAAUGAAAUGAUUUUUUUUGAUAUAUUUUUUGUUUUUUCAUUGUACUUAUUUAAAAAAAUUCCCCUAUUAAUCAAAUGCAAAUUCAU
Molecule: messenger RNA, 4701 nt
Organism: Glossina fuscipes
Lineage: Eukaryota; Metazoa; Arthropoda; Insecta; Diptera; Glossinidae
Gene: blo
Exons: 8
Coding region: 151-4620 (1489 amino acids)
Source: RefSeq, a predicted model, not a curated record